GUGCUCCCAAUAGGAGUUAAACCUACGUCCUUCUGUCCCAGGAAGCUGUAAAAUCUGAAAUCUCAGGAUAAAGAAGAAAUUUGCAAGGUUGCGUUUAACAGGGGCGCUUUCGCGCGUGAAGGACAUCGUUUCCAGGGCCUCAUCGGAAAAUGGAUUUAAGCAAGAUGGCGGCUGUAAUGUGUGCUCUCACUGAUAAGUAGCUGCUUUUGAAUGCUAAACGGAACAAAAUCGAAACCGAUGAACCGCAGAGCACUUAUUGGAAAACUUAAACACUUUGAUGAUGGGGUACGUUCCCUUUUCGAGCAAGCGACGGAUUCAUGUCAAAAUCUUUAUCAAACAUACACUGGAGAUGCCCUAGAUCUUCGUGAAAUUCAAACUUAUCCAGAGUGGAAGGUUCAAAUGUGUUUCAGAAAUUUGAGGAAGCAUCACAGAAAGCGAUCUAGACAAAGUAUAAUAUAUAUAUUGCCUGUCGGCCCCUUUCCAAAGGUUUUACGGACGCCAAUUGAGCGUGGAAGUGUCUCCACUUUCGAAUUGAUCAGGAGAUUUGUGAGUUGCUACUUUUUCGGAAUGACCGUCAAAUUUUUGGAAGAGAUUGCAGUCACGAAGGUGAAUUGUAAACAGAGAUUUCAUCCAGUUACUGGGAAACUGCAGUUGUUAGUAACAGGUCAGAGUAUAUGAGAUUGUACUAUUCACGUUUUCAAACUGAUCUUGUCACACAUCUCAGUUAGUAAGGUCUGAAACUGGUAUGAUUGGUCAAUUUGCACUUGGGCCAUUAAAAAUAUAAAACUUGGUUCCUUGGACCUCAAAGCUCCGCCAAAUUCAAAAUUUUUUUAAAUUGAAAUCUUCUAUGUAAACACCAAUGAAAUUUAUUUCACUUUAUUUCUUUUUAAAAGAACAUGGAAAAGUAAUUCAUCUUUUCCUUUAUAUAAGCUUUCUUGGUAUUUUAGAAAGUAUUUAUUUCCUUGAUUGUAAUAUUACCACCAACUAGGUGUCUCAGUUCCAGAAUCAAUGUACUUUUGGAGAAAUGAAGAUAAACAUUUCCCCUGUUUUACCCUACAGUUAAAGUGACUGAAACUAUACUGAGAUAAAUAAUUGAUCAGUGUGUUUACAUUUACUCUUGAGAAAACUGGAUGCAUCAGAGUAAAGACAAUGAUAUGUAAACAUUUCAAACUUUUUUUUUGCAAUGUUUUUGUAUGAAAUUGAGGCCUCCAGGCUUCAAAAAAGCUGCAGUUGUUACCAUGGAAACAAGAGUGCAACCUGUAAAAAAGGCAUUCUUGUGCAUCCCCCCUGGGUGCCUAACUUUGUGCAAAACGUAAAAGGGGGGUUGAAAAUUUUUCAUUUCCAGAGAUGUUUGAAUCUUACAGACUAGUUCUGAAAGUGCUCAAAGAGAGGAAUGGCAACAAUCAAAAGAUUUCCCUGUUAUUUACAAUAAAAUUUUUAGUACAGGUAAAAAAUACAAUUUCCAGUUAAAUUUUAAGAGAAAUCUCUUUGUUUCAUCCAACUUUUUUAUAAGUGCUACCCUUGACUAAGCACCUCCCUCAAGUGCCGUGUAGCAUAUUUAAGUAAAAAUGUUAUGUUUACUCUUUUGACCCCAGUAGUGACCAGUUUGUAUACAUUCCUUCUACACAAAAGAAAUUUUCAAUCAAGUAUGGAAAGUAAUCUGGAAUCGCUCAAUAGUUCACUUUAACUUUUUGUCUUUCUGUGAUUAGUCUCAAAAAUUGUUUGCCAAGUUUUCAACCAAUCAGAUACAAAAACCAAGGCCAAUUUCAACUUGGUUACUUGGGUUUUCCCAUACUUUGGGUAGUUUUCUUAUUUUUAGUUGGAGUUUUCAAUGGCCCUUUUACUAUUUCCUUUGUUAUAACAUGAUUGGCUGUUCUUACCACUCUGAUUCUGGUCUUACAACACUUGAUUGCAAAGUGCAUGUAUUUGGUUUUGACAGAUAGCAUAAGGAUAAAGGGAGUAAGUUUCUAAAGAAACUGUUAGCAAGGUUGUGUUUGUGGCUGGCGUGGCAAGGGCUAAUGCAAAAAAAUUAAGCCUUAUAAACUCUCUACAAUGGCCAAUUAAAAAAAUCAACACAGUUCAUAAAACAAAGUUAUCUUGUAACACUAGUUCUUGGCACUUACAUGUACUAAUGGGGGAGUCUACUGUUAUUUUAAGUCAAUGGGAAUAAUUAGCUCUGAUAUUGUGGGCUUAAAAGAGAAAGGGGAAAAAAGAAAACAAAACAUUUGUAUAAAUAGUCUAUUCACUUUCAAAUGCAAUAAUACAGUAUCCAUUGCUUGUCUUUCAAUGCAGUCCCUUCAUUGUGGAUUGCAACAUUUUUAUUACUUGUUGCUGAUCUUCUUUAGGCGAUAAAGUUGAUUGCUUGAUAUGCACCAUUUGUUGAACACAUGGUAGGAGCCUCAUAACUAGUCCACAUCAUGAUUUAAUUAAAGAAGACUGUAGCAUAAAGUUGAAAUGUUACAGUCCAUACUGGAAGUGACUUUGUUAUGUGGCAAGCAAUAAAUCCUUUCUUGUCACAACUGUAUCUAAUCAUAAUAUAUGAUCAAAUGUCUUUUUACUCUAAUUUCAGAUUUGAUGCACUACUUGAAAACUAGUCUCCCUGCAGAUGGUUACUGCAUCAUUGGUCUUACAUGGGUGGAUCUUUAUCCUGGUGAAGAUUGGAACUUUGUUCUAGGCGAAUCAUCAUGUGAGGAUGGUUGUGCUGUGGUUAGCUUUGGUCAUUUUGAGCCUCAGUCCUACCAGUAUAAACAUUUAAAUGAUACAACAAAUCAGAACAUUGCAGGAGUGCAAUGUGACAAAGCUGAUGGAACUAUUUCCUCAGUCUCUUUUGAGAGGAAUGGUCAUGAUGAUGUAAGCCUUUACCUGGAAGAUUUUGCAGAUAUAGAAAAAGUCAAUAAAAAGAUCAUUUGGAGACUUCUAAGGGUAAGAUGUUCGAAGAUGAACAUACUCUGCUAGAGUGUACAUUUAUCAAAUAUAGGUAAAACUUGAUUGCAUCUAAUCAUACUUUGUUCUUCAUGUUUCCAGCCUUCAUUAAUUAAUAUUACACAUAAGCAACCAAGAUUCUUUGGGUCUGUGAGAGUAUGGGUGGGUGAGACAAGUUACGUAAUGUGGUACUCAGAAAACCAUUAAUAGUUCAGAUUGAUUCUGACUACAAUUGUGUCCUUAAAAUUGGAAACUUAAAUUUCUGUUGUUGUUAGUAGUUUAGUUUCUUAUGCCCAGUUGGCUUUAUCCUUGAAACUCAACAGUGCUCCAUAAAUAUUUCCAGUGUUCAGGAUUAUCUGACUCUUGCUUCUUUCUUUAAAUCACCGUGUAGUUCAUAAAUGAGAAGUAUUGGUGGGAAAACAUAGCAAAGCUGUGGAAGCCUACUGUCAUGACAAAAUUUGUUGUUGUCAACAUAUUAAGCAUUGUUUUAAUUUCAUGUUUAGAUGGCAAAUUGCAAGGCGUGCCCCAUGUAAGAGGGUAGCAAAGGGGAGGGGGGUUGGGGGAGAGAGAGGUCCAGAUCCCGUUUCCUGCACAAAUUUUAAAACAAUUCAUUUAUCAUGUGCUUUAAACAGUACGUAAUCUUGUGCAUCAAGAAUUGAAAAGGUGAAACUUCAAACCUCACUAUACCUUGGCUUUCUGUAAAAUUCACACAUUCUCCGUUAGUCUUAAGCUUAAUCACGCUGCACAUAUAAACCGUUUGCCACCCUCAUAAAAGCUAAAUUGGGAUUCAGUCUCAGAGAGAAAAUGGAACUUCAGGCUAUACUUUAAGCUUUGCUGUCAUCUUCUUUACCAUAGAUAUCAAUUUUGUUUGUUUUCAGGUAUCAAGCCAUGAAAUAUGUCAUGUGUUUGGAAUGGCUCACUGUUCAUAUUUUGCUUGUGCCAUGAAUGAGAGUAAAUCAGUCCUCCAAGCAGAAAAUCAACCUUUAUUUCUUUGUCCAGUUUGUUUGCGUAAACUACAAAAAGCUGUUGGCUUUGAUGUUAUGGAAAGGUACACUGGCUUAUGUAUCCUUCUAGAAUAUGUCAUGAAUGAAAUACUUUCUAAAGAUGAUUAUUGCCACACCGAAGACACAUCAUUACAAAAUACUGAAGAAUGCAAAUUUGUAAUGGCAAUCAGUUGGUUGAAAUCAGUGCUUAAGUUUAUCAAGAGGAACAAUGAUAUAAACUCCACUAGCAAUUAGGGCUGUUUGGACCAAAAAAUUGUGUAAUUCAGGUCACUGGAUAUUAAGCGAUUUUUCCCUGACUGCACACUGGAUACAAGAUGAUGGAUGACAAACAAAAUCUGUAGGGCCAAGUUGGCUAUAACCAUCUCAUAUCCAACAAGCGCAAGUAAAAUAAUUUCUUUAUGAAAAAUGCCUCAAAAUAGAGAUAAAUCUUCCUGACUUUAUUUCAUAAACUUUAUUUUCUUAUGUAAUGGUUCAUAAUCCAUGAUGGCUAAGCAAAUGAAAACUCUCAAAUUGUAUUAUCCAUUGAUCCAGUGUUUAAAAGGAGAACAUUUCCUCCAACCUCACAAGGCUGACUAAACUGAAAAAUAGGCUAUUAUCUUCUCCUUCUUUCUUUUCCAUAGGCCCAUGUUUUACACGAUUUUUCUCUCCAUUUAAGUGAUUCACAUUUUUAUUUAUCAUUAUCACCUUUGCAGGU
Messenger RNA from Pocillopora meandrina, 4620 nucleotides. Lineage: Eukaryota; Metazoa; Cnidaria; Anthozoa; Scleractinia; Pocilloporidae. The record is from the annotation of a GenBank genome assembly.